This is a messenger RNA of Nasonia vitripennis (jewel wasp), 3888 nucleotides long. RefSeq names its product DNA fragmentation factor-related protein 2 (gene Drep2). Gene Ontology annotation, biological process: regulation of apoptotic process; apoptotic process. The transcript has 13 exons. The record is from RefSeq and is a predicted model, not a curated record. The coding region runs from base 2072 to 3619 and encodes 515 amino acids. NCBI's taxonomy places the organism in Eukaryota, Metazoa, Arthropoda, Insecta, Hymenoptera, Pteromalidae.
GAGCCGUCGCAGUAACCGUCAUAUAAGCUUCUGUUACAAUUUGCCCUAAAUGUGUUUGUGUUUUAACUAAUGCUGUGUAAUUGAAGACGAAAUUGACAUAUCUAAAAAGACGUGGCGUUUAAAAUGUUGCUAUUUAGUUUAGCUUCCUUAUAUAAUAUCAUACAAACAAAUAGUUCAUUUGAACUCUUAUCAAGGCAGCAAUGACCUAAUGCAUGAAGAAAAACAUGUUACAUUUCUCAAGAUUCACAACAAAUGGUUAUUUCGGUUGUCAAAAUUUUUCUCAACUAUGACAAAACUUAUUCAGUUUGACAGAUACAUGGCAUCUAUAUUGUUGCUUAUUAUUGCUACUGUUUUUGAUUAAGAAGAGGAUUAUUACACUUUUCCUUGACGGACUAAGGGAUAAAUUAUUUUUUUUUAAUGCUGCGGCUGGCAACUGUAAACAACUGUAAAGCAGCUAAGAAACCAGCACUCACCAAUCCUAAUUUUGUUGCUCGUCAUCAAUUUGCUGUACAACAUUCACCUUGGACAUUCAGGCAACAUUGGAGCAGGACCAUAUGCAUGGAUGAAAAGGUGUACCCAAUAAAAAUAAUACAUUAUUUAUAUAUUUUGUAAUAAGACUGCCAAAGUGAACUCUUUUUACAGCUUUUUACAACAGAAAAAGACAGCAGAUGUAGGGUGUGGCGACCAGUUGGUACAAGGAACGAUGCACCUUAUGUUUUGCCAAGAAACCACAGUGGCCGUAUAAAUAUAAAUUGCUGGGGAUGGAUGUCUGCAACUGGACCAGGAAAUCUGAUCGAAGUUGCUGUGCAGUUAAAUGCAGAAGUAUAUGAAGGACUUCUGGAGGGUUGGCUUCUUCCUGGAGCACAAGAAAGAUUUUCAGAUGAAGAAAUAGUCUACAUCAUAGAGGACAACAGCCCUAUUCAUACUGCCAGGUGUAUAAGGCAGUGGAUGGAGCGCCAGAUAGGGCCACUAAUCAUGGACAACUCCGUCGUGAGGCCAUUAGAGCUUGGGACAAUGUUAGAAAUAAGCAAAACUAUUGCCACAACUUGAUGGAUUUAAUGUCACGAAGACUGCACGCUGUUAUCGAAGCUAAAGGUGCCUACAUUGAUUAUUAAAAAUAUAAUCAUGGAAAUUGAAUGAUCAAAUACUUGUGAUCAUAGAUAAAAAUUAACGAAUUUUGUUUUUUUAUUUUACGGUACUCUGAGAAACAGAGCAAGGUUUUUAUCCAUAUAGAAGCAGUGCUUUCCUUGCAUUUCCAGUGGACUUCUUCAUCAGAUGCACUGUGGGUUCGUACAAUAAUGGUGAAUAAGUUUGACCAGCAUCGAAGCCAACCAGUCCACGGAUGCCAUAAUCGAAUAGCACUAGAUUAUAUCAGCAACUAAAGUUGUAAUCCACGUCAGGUUUUGAUCAUCAAAAGUACUUCAGCUCAUGCAAGCUUUAAAAGCUUUUGGAUAAGAAGUCAUCUCGCUGCUAUAGGUACGCACUUGAACUUGUGUCUAGCUGUACCUCUGUUUUGAAUCCCACGGGUAGACCACAGUGCUUACAGCUAAUACACGUAAGGUUGCCUCCUGGUUACGCAGUCAAUGCGCCAGUUAUGAGGCUAAGGAAAGUACAGAUGGCUCAUUACAGAAAGGCGAUACCGAGAGCGCCUGGUCCCUGAACAACGAUGCUUAUCGCUUCUCCAAUUAUCUCGCCGAGACUCGGAGCAUCUUAUCUCUGGACAGUCCUCUGUAGGCGUUACCCGAAAUUCUAGGAAAAUCUGCUAUUCAAAUUGAAAAACAGUGUGAAACUCAGGGCGAUCCUCUACUUCUCGUUCGUCAGCACAUGGAACCACCUCGCAAAUUCAUCUUCGUUACUGCCCAAGAUGCGAUAGUUCUUAUUCAAGUGUGCCCAGUCGAUAUUCUUCGACAACUUCUUCUCGAGCAGCGAGGUCCAGACACUGAGGAUGUGAAAGCUUAUUUCUAGAUGUAAUCACCCGAGCAAGCCUGUGCCACCUCUUUUAGUUUUUCUACGCUAGAAAGUUCUCAACAUGCGCAAUUAUUUGAGCGGGCCACAAGAGCUUUCUUCUUGAAUGGAGGGCAAAGAAUUGCAGCUGUUCAAUCAACAGAGCCACACACUCCAUUUCCAAGUCUCGCUGCAGGAAAUACGGAGCAAAAGGCCAUUUAAGAUAUGGGACAGUUGGCGUAAUGUUCGAAAAGGAUUAGUUGUCAGCAAUUUUGAAGAAUUAGUUCAUCGAGGGAAAGAAAAAUUAGGAGUUCCUCAAAAUGAAAUUGUUUCUUUAGUUCUCGAAUCAGAUGGGACACAAGUGGAAGACGGUGAAUACUUCAAAACAUUGUCAAAUAACACGAUUCUUCUUCUCUUACGACAUGGCGAGCGUUGGUGCCCAACAGGUGUCGAUAUUAUACGCGCUGCUAUCUCGGCAAUUCCAAAAAUAGUUUGUGAAACUAUACACGCUUUAGAAUUGCAUGAUGAAACGCCUUCGUGGAAGAUUAUGGACAAUAAAGGACGAGUUACAGUGGUACUGCACUGGGAUCAACGUUCAUCAACAUCGACUCAAGUACAGCCACCAAAGGUUUCAGAUUCUGGACAAUCUGCUAAGUAUUCACCAACGAAGAAGGUCGAUUUGAGUUCCACUCAACGGCCUUCAUUGGUUAUUCAAACAAGUCUUGAUAAAAUAAAUUAUAGUAACAAAGCGCCAACUUGUCCUGAGGUUGUAGGAUCAGGGUCGCGUUACAGUAGCCCGCAAAUCACUGUGAUAAAUCAUGAUGAUAUGGUGCAGCGGAGCUUCGUCAGUCCAAGUAAUAGUUCCUACGGAUCAGCCAAUCACCAUGGCCGGCUUGUUAAACAGGGUACCAGCUCUUUAGAUAACGCAUCUAUUCAUAUCCACACUGCCGAAUGUUCAAACCAUAUACACCAUCCAGUUACGCGUAACGGUAGCCCUGUAAAUGUUACUGAUGGCCCGGGACAAGAAUGCGACUUUCAUUGUUGUGCUCUACAUGAAGAAGGUCGACGUAUUGCUGUACAUAAGUCUGUGGCAACGUCGCCAAUUCAAGAUUCACAACUACAUGGACCUCAUCAGUCAUCUCAGACACCUUCGCCGCAGCCAACAAGUUCACUUUCAGAUGGGACGCGCCGUCAUGGAGUAUCAAAAGGUCAUGUACGAUUCCGCGACACAGAAACAGAAGAAGAAUCAUUACCUCGAGCUCAUUCUGUACAUCGCAUUCAUCAGCAACAUUUUGAACAACAUGAAAGUUCAGAAUCUGAGACCGAAAAUACAAUUAUAGAGGAUGAAGUUGUUACUACAGAAAAAUUUUUGUUACUCAUCGAUCAACUAACAGUUGAUCAGAAACACCAUCUUAGCAUUAAGGAUAUAGGUAUUAUACUUGAAAGAUUAAGCUCAAAAAUACUUGACGUAGAAAGACUUGAUCGAGAGAACGAAAGCGACGAGUGUUAUAAUUGGACUAUUAAAGCAUUAAUAAGAGGCGACAUGUUGCGUGAACUUGGUGUUAUCUACAAUGGUAAUUAUUAUGCUAUUUCGGAACAUCCAGGAUAUAAAGAAGAGUCAGAAGAAAAUAACGAUGAUAAUGAUGACGAAGAAGAAGAAGAAGAUAGACUUUAAAGUCGAUAUGAUUUUAUACCAGUCUCCUUGACUCAUCCUACUUUCAACUUACUUUUUUCUCUUGCACGUUUAAUAUUUUAAUUUCUUUGUCGAUAAACACAUCAUACUCAAAAUCCUGACUGUAAACAUAGAGCUUGCAAUGUGGUGCAAUAAAAUGGGAAUUCGCCUAUGUCUAAUCAUAUACAACUGUUAUUAUGUUACGCAUUUUGUUUAAGAAAUAAUUGUUGAUAUUUACACUUAAAUAAUAAAAAUAAGAAGUCAUAUAUAUA